UGUAUUGAUUAUCGGUCGCUGUAACUCCGCAAUGUUUACGUUUUGAUGUCGCGCGAGCACGAGGUUAGCGAGAAUUUAACAACAUACAAUUUUCAAUUUAUUGAAGAAAUAAGGCAUUGAUGUGAUAUUAGAUACCGCUCUUCAUCUGCCAAGAUGGGUCGUGUGUUCCUUGAUCACAUGGGUGGCACCAGGCUCUAUUCAUGCGCCAACUGUGAUUCCAAUCUUACCAACCGAGCUGAGUUACUAUCAACAAGGUUUACUGGUUCAACAGGGAGAGCUUUCCUUUUCAACAAGGUUGUGAAUCUGUCAUACAGUGAUGUACAGGAUCGCAUGAUGAUCACCGGCCGGCACAUGGUCCGUGAUGUCUUCUGUAAGAACUGUGACACCAAGUUAGGCUGGAUGUAUGAAUUUGCGACAGAGGAUAACCAGAGGUACAAGGAAGGUCGCACAAUUCUUGAGAGGGCACUUAUCACAGAGAGGGAUGGAUUUGAGGAGCCCAACACUAGCGAUACAAGUAGUAAUUGAAGAUCUGGAUACUCUUGUAGUGUACACAGAAGCUUUCAUGACAUGAAAGAUAACUACUAUGAACAAGAUAUGCACCAUGUGAUGGAUGUAGAAGGUAGAUGAUUUAAAUCUGGGAAGAGACAGAAUUUCAGUGCCGAGAUGGUAUUGUACAGUGUAGAAAGAUGGGACUAGUCCCAAAGUUGUGUACAUAUUGUACAUUACACUGUAUAUUGCUUCUUUAUUAGAUCGUGAGAAAAGAAGAUGUCAGGAGAGUGUUGUUUACAGAUUUCUUUAAAAAAACAGAUACUAUCCAAACCAAUUCUCAUCAAAUCUUGACAUAUCUUUGUCCUAACUGCUUAAAAUCCAUAAAUCGCAAUAUCAUGAAUUCAAAUAUGAUUCAUUUAAAUGAUCUAUUAAUCUUAAACAUUUUAACCAUUUAUAAGCAUUAGUGAUUAUGAUACCUCAUUCACAGUUGGGGUAAAAUUGAGUAAAAAUUGAUCUUAUGUGGGAUAAAUUUGCGUAGGUGAGAGUAUUCUUAUCAGGAAUUAUCUUGCGGGGGCUCAGUGUGAACUUACGCUUGAUGCAAGUCAAGCCACCACUAUGAAUGGGGUAUGUCAACACAUGUAUCUAUAACCCCCCAAAAAUAUUGCAGCCACUUUAGAAGUCAAGUUUAAAUUUUGUUUACCGGUAGAUGAAAAUUAAUGAAGAUUUUCAUUUGCACUUCCAAUUGAUUCUAAAUCUUUUCCCCUUCAUUAAUUUUGGUACUUCCUUCAUCAUGUAGUUUUGGAAAAUUCAAAAAUUUUGUAUAAAAAUGUUGGCUUUUUUAGGAAAAAAAAAGCUAUAUUGGACUAUGAUAAUAUUUCUUCAAUGGAGUUUACCAAUUGGACAGUCUUAAAAGAUUUUGCUUUAUUUCCAGAUAACAUUUUAUUAAGGUCAGUCAUUGAAUGGCACUUAUGGUCUCUUUGAAAUGUGUUCAUUUCCUUAUAUUGUCUAAACAUAAACACUAAAGUUAUGUAAAACUACAUUUUCAUGUAAUGAAAAUAGUUACAAAAUCCAAGAUAUAUGUACAUGUAAAAACAGUACAUAUAUUUGAUUAUCAUUUCUGUCAUCUCCUUUGCAUGUGCACAUUAUUAGGGGCAUGUGGUAGAGAGAGUUUUAACCUUCUUAUUAUCCAUUCAAGGAUUAUAUCUUAAAUGUUAGUUUAUAUACUAGUCAGUACUUGGUAAUCAUAAUGAAGUGUAUAUUUCAUUAUUUGGAUUUUUAAGAAUGAUUAAUCUUCAUUGGCAGAUAAAAGAUUUCAGAAUGAAAGGAAUGGAAGUCAUUUGAAUAUGCAACAUGGUUAUUGAAGAUAAGAAGAGUGUGUGUGAUGGUUAAGAGAAUGGUGAUUGGAUGGGAAAGGUAAAUAUAUGUUAUAAUGUUAUUUUCUUAAUUUCUUGUAAAUAUAUAUUUUUUCUAAAAAAACAAACACAGGAAGCAUUAUUUUAGGUUUCUUUAUUGCAGAUGUAAAGUGAAGUGAUUAAAAAUUGUAACAGAAGAAUUUAGAGAAUUUAUACAUUGCGGAAAAUGCUUACCGGUAAGAUUUUACUCAUAUACAAAGAAAGCUUUCAUAUCUAGAAUUUUAGACGAAUGUUUUUUUCUUCUUCAAGAAUUCAAUGUACAAUGUGUGCAAAACAUGUUUAUUUUCUGUCUCAAAGAAUAUUUUCAUACAGCGUACCAAUGGAUGGGAAUCCGGAAUAUAAAUCACUGACAAGCUAGUGUUAUUUUAAGACAUGUGCUAUCAAUAAUUUUGUUUAUAGCCAGUCUCUCUUCCUCUAAUUUUGUUAUUAGCAUAACAAUGAAUGUCCUUAGCAAUGUUUGAACUAAGUGAUAAUGAUUCAAUAGGUUAAAAUGCUUGUAUGGCUUUGUCAAACUUAUGUAUUAGGCUGCUUUAGGCAGGUCAUUUAUUACAAUUGAAAAGCAGUGCACAAGAGGAGAGUUCCAUAUAGCCAUUAGUUGUGCCUUAUUCAAAUUUGUCUUGUAAUAAGAUGAAUGUAUCUCAUGUAUAUAAUGUGGCACUUAUGUUGUGGUAGAAACCUCUUUGACUUAAGCAGAUAAUCUACAAUUUGAAAUACUAAUGUAUAAUUAUUUUGCUAUCAUUCCUCUAUGAAAAAUAUUCAUUGGCCUUCAAAUUUAAUUUUACCUUUCUUCUAAUAUUUAUAGUACAUGCUAUCAUAAAAUUGUUAUAGCUUGUAUAACUAUAAGGACACUUGUCAGACACACUCUAUUUGAUGUUUAUUAAAUAUUGAAAAACUUAAACCAAUUUAAAGCAGUAAAAUUUCAUGUAAAAUUCCGCGUCGUACUUUAUGAAAUAAAGAACUUUUCAAUACAUGACACCUCCCUGCUGUAGUCAUACCUAGAACAUUGUUCAGCUUCAAGUUUAUGACUGGAAUCUUACUUCCAAGAGAAUGUAAAUGGUCCACAUUUCAUAGGCGUGUCAUAACCAUACAAGAUACUCAUACACUCUCUACUAUAAUAUCAAAGUUUAAAAAAAUCAUUACAUUCACUCAGUUUAUUCCUUCAUAUGGUACACCUAAAUCUGGUCCUAGAAAUGGUGACAAGUAAACAACUUUUCCUUUGGUAGAUGAAACUGGUUAUAAGCAUCUAUAUUGGUAAUGUUGGUGUUUUGUUAUAUGGGAGAUAAUGAAUCCAAUGACGUAGUAGUAUAUGAAUACACUAAAACUUGCUUAUGAGCUUAUCCUCAUUGUUCAUUCCCGGCAUUCUCUGUAUACAUGUAUAUUUUACUUCUGAAUACCUUAGAUUUUGCUUCUACAGAAAAGGUGAAAUAAAUGGCAUGCUGUAUGCUUUUUUUCUCUGAAAA
Molecule: messenger RNA, 3361 nt
Organism: Strongylocentrotus purpuratus (purple sea urchin)
Lineage: Eukaryota; Metazoa; Echinodermata; Echinoidea; Camarodonta; Strongylocentrotidae
Product: protein yippee-like 5
Exons: 3
Coding region: 154-525 (123 amino acids)
Source: RefSeq, a predicted model, not a curated record